AUGGAUAGGUUUGAUCCACAUGGGGGAGUAUUUUUCUACACGGAAAAAUACGAUUUUUCUGUCACCCUUUCCCCUACAGCCCAGGCGUUGCGGUGUUAUUCUUGCCAGGAGCCUAUAACGGCCGUAAAAUGCAUGAAGGUGGACAAUUGCUUGCAGAAUGAGACCAUGUGCAAGACUACCAUGUACUCCCGCGAAGAAGUGUACCCGUUCCAGGGCGAUUCGACCGUCACGCGGUCUUGUUCUUCGAGAUGCAUUCCGUCCGACGUGGAUGGGAUUGGCUUGACCCGCCCGGUGACCUGCUGCAACACGGACCUCUGCAACCAUGAUGGGGCAGCCGACAUGCAGAUCAGCUACAUCACGGUGGGGACCUCAGCUGUUUCCUUCUUCAUCCUCCUCCGGCCGGGACUGUGAUUCAGAAGGCAAAGGCAGAAGAUCUUGGUGUGUGUGUGUGUGUGUGUGUGUGUGUGUGUGU
This is a messenger RNA of Lacerta agilis (Sand lizard), 472 nucleotides long. Its product is annotated as ly6/PLAUR domain-containing protein 2-like. The coding region runs from base 1 to 411 and encodes 136 amino acids. NCBI's taxonomy places the organism in Eukaryota, Metazoa, Chordata, Lepidosauria, Squamata, Lacertidae. The transcript is spliced from 3 exons. The record is from RefSeq and is a predicted model, not a curated record. Gene Ontology annotation, molecular function: acetylcholine receptor inhibitor activity.